Messenger RNA from Blastomyces gilchristii SLH14081, 1461 nucleotides. RefSeq lists its product as uncharacterized. NCBI's taxonomy places the organism in Eukaryota, Fungi, Ascomycota, Eurotiomycetes, Onygenales, Ajellomycetaceae. The transcript is spliced from 5 exons. Bases 1 to 1461 code for a protein of 486 amino acids. The record is from RefSeq and is a predicted model, not a curated record.
AUGGUUGGGAAGAGGGCUUGUGCCACACAGCCUGUGCACGCUGCACUAUUGAAGUCACAUCCUCUACCCAACCGUCUCCCUUACAGUGUCCCCUCCUGCAACCCACUUCAAGACAACCGCAGCAGCCAAGAUCGGGCAGAGCCUGUUCUGCUGAAUGAUUUUGACAAGGCCUUUGUAGAGAAUGGAAUUACAGAUAGCCUAAAAAGCGAGACUGUUGUGGGUUCAACCACCAACACCAUUUCUUGUGGUAACAUCAUUGCACGAGAUUCGUGGCAGCGCCGCCAUGAUAUGAGACUCAACCCUAAAGAUAUUCUCAAGAGGAAUGAGGAUCGAGGCCAGGAGCAGAACAAUGAAACCUCGACUGCCCUGGAGUCAUUCCCGGGCUCUAUCAUGAUCCAACCCUCUUUGCUGCCGGAGCCUCGCACUGGUGAUAAUACACCUAUGGCGAUGGUAGCAGAGCCUGGUACCAAGAAGAUAUCUACGGUGCAGGGGGAUUUCACAUCUCGCGAGAGUGCGGAUUCCACCUGUGCCUCGUUGUUGGCUCACUCAGUGGAGUCAGAUCAACAUACGCGCGAGGCUGAUUCCUGUAACGCGGGGCGAUGCCAAUCCCCCUUUACGGCACGGCACCGCGGAUCCGAUACCGGGUCUAUGGAGCCCAUGGUUGUAGUUGUGGUUCCAGCCCUUUCCCCUGGUCAUCGAAAAGGCUCGGCAGCCCUCAAGGGGAAGGGGAGCAAAUGCCAAAGCAAACAACGGCCCCUCCGAACCCGUCAACAGAAGACCCUGCGGAAAUCAAUACGUCAAACUUUGGAGAGCCGUGGCCGUUGUUCCCCAGGUACCCCCACUAAACUCUGCAAUGAUGGCGGGGUUGAGUCAGACACCAGCGGCACGAGCAGCCCCUGUGGCGACUCCGACGAAGAUUACACUGCGGGCAGCGAUGACAGUGAUUCAGUGAUAAAGCCAUUGAAGCGCCGUAAACUUUCUUCUCAGUUAGCCGUUACCUCCCCAUGCCGACCUCAGUCUCGGCCUCAGCCUCGACAUUGGGUUGCACGAGUCUGCACACGCUCCAGUCCGGUGGUGCCUGGCAGCAGCACCGGGCAGACGUUAGGCCCACAGCUAUUAUCCCCAGAGGACAUCUCCGCACUGGUUUCUGCCUUUGCCCAAAAGCUCCUGGAGCUCCGCAGAGAUUCUUGGACAGGUGCCAUGGAUAUCAUGAACGCCGAGGUAGCUGGGGUCGUUGCUGAGAGAGGGAGCGAGGAUAGAAGAUUUGGAGAGCCAGGCAUUAAAAGGCCUCGGUGGACUCAGGAAGAUGAUGCCCGUCUAAAGGAUCUGAAGAUGCGGGGCUGGCAUUGGUGGGAGAUCAAGCAAGAAUUUCCAGGGCGAACGAAAAGUGCCUUGCAGCAGCGAUGGUCAACAUUCCCUGCAAGGGAAGCAUCGCCAGUAACCGACAUGCAGCAGCAGUAA